GUAUGCGGCGGAUUUUAUACCUAAAACACGAAGCUAGUUGCGCCACGAUCACGGAGGCAACGAGUUAUCUCGUGCAUUACUAUCGUAUACGGAAAAACAUUUCGAAUAUUGUGCUUUUGUGAAUAUUUUUAAAGAAAAUCAGCAUUUAUAUGACAAAGGCGGCAAAGCCUAGGAGAAGGCCUAGGUCACGCUAUACCUACUCAUAGUCCAAAACCCGAAAAAUUCUGGAAUCAUAAAUAUGGAUGCGAAAUUCCUUUACGUCUUCAUAACACUUUUAGUAAAUGUAAUUGGUGAUAAUGAUUCAGGAUGGGCGUUUGUUGGUAAUCCACUACUAGCUGCUUAUCCCUGUAAUGAUUCAACAGAUAUAACUAUUUCUUUUGAACCAGGACUGCCUCCAGAAGAGGAAAAUACUUACUUUGUCAAUAUAAGGAAGAAAUUUCCCUCAUCCAGCAAAAUAGUAUUAAAAUUUGACACAGAAGCGAGCGUUACAUUGUUUGAUGCAAGUUUUGCAAGAAUAACUGCAAGUAAAUAUGAAAGCAAUACAUUCAAUAUACAUUUUUACAAGCCAAGUAAUCAUAUUAGUUUUACUGUCAAAGGUUUGAGACAAGGAACAGUUCCUUACUUUAAAAGUGUCAAUAUUAAUACUCAAGAAUACUGCAAUAAACCUCUUGUGGGAUACUUAGAUCGGUACAUAGAAGGUCACCGUGGUCACGCUGAAAGUCCAAUUACAGGACCAAUGACGAAUUGUGGAAGACGUAAAAUAGAACACACUGAGCUGAUUGUCAGCGGGGCACCAACGAAACCUGGAGACUGGCCAUGGCAUGUAGCUUUAUAUAAACUCGACCGUUCAUCUAUAAAAUACAUUUGCGGUGGCACCCUGAUCUCUGAGCACUUCGUAUUGACAGCUGCACAUUGUGCGACUUCGAGAGGCGUAAAGCUGUUACCAGAAGUACUGAGCGUCGUCCUUGGAAAAUUCAAUUUAAUCGGAGGCGAUGUUGGAACUCAAGAAAGAGAAGUUCAUCAAAUAAUCCUGCAUGACAAGUUUGACUACAGGCAUCUCGACCACGACAUUGCUUUGAUCAAAUUGAAAACAGAAGCUGUUUUUACUGAUUACGUCCAACCAGCCUGCUUAUGGUACGACAAAGCUCAGGAGAAAUUACCGACUAAUGAAGUUUUAGGCACUAUCGUGGGAUGGGGAUUCGAUAUUAGCGAUUCGUUAUCACAUCAGCUAAAUCAAGCUUCAAUGCCGAUUGUAUCAGAGAACACCUGCAUAAAGAGCAAUCCUCUCUUCUACGCAACUGUCCUCAACGAAAAUAAAUUCUGUGCUGGUUCUGGAAAUGGAACAUCUGCGUGUAAUGGUGAUAGUGGGAGCGCUUUCCAAGUAUUUGUACCAGAUGUAGCAAAGGAUACAAAUAAAACUAACGGAGCCUGGUUCGUUCGAGGCAUCGUCUCACUCACCGUGUCAAGGACCGACGUAGCGAUAUGUAAUCCGGAAUACUUUGUAGUGUUUACUGAUGUAGGAAAAUACAUACAUUGGAUAAAUAAAUAUAUCUAAAUAUUAAGUCAUGAAUCAAUUAAUAUGAUUUUGGAAGUAAAUAUUAAAUUCAAAUGCUCUUAAGGAGAAAAUUAAAAAAUUGUAGUGCAAAAAUUGUAAAAUUUUCUUUUAUUUUGUGCAAAUUAAAUCGAGUUCAAAGUCAAAAAUAAAAUAUUAAAUGUAAACUACAUCAUAUUUGGUUGUGAGUUGUGUUUGAUCAAACACAUAAAAGAAUAAAAUUUCUCUACAUAAAAUAGUCACGAAAUGCCCUGUACUCUUUACAUUUUUUUGAUUUGCGGUCAUAAUACUUUUAAUUAUUGAAAAAAAAAACUUGGAUAGUCCAUAAUAAAUCUGCUUUUAGAG
Molecule: messenger RNA, 1897 nt
Organism: Vanessa atalanta (red admiral)
Lineage: Eukaryota; Metazoa; Arthropoda; Insecta; Lepidoptera; Nymphalidae
Product: elastase-1-like
Exons: 9
Coding region: 239-1555 (438 amino acids)
Biological process (GO): proteolysis
Molecular function (GO): serine-type endopeptidase activity
Source: RefSeq, a predicted model, not a curated record